This is a messenger RNA of Cyprinodon variegatus (sheepshead minnow), 2586 nucleotides long. It is a transcript of the gene ppm1kb, whose product is annotated as protein phosphatase 1K, mitochondrial-like. Gene Ontology annotation, molecular function: protein serine/threonine phosphatase activity; cation binding. NCBI's taxonomy places the organism in Eukaryota, Metazoa, Chordata, Actinopteri, Cyprinodontiformes, Cyprinodontidae. The record is from RefSeq and is a predicted model, not a curated record. The transcript has 7 exons. Gene Ontology annotation, biological process: protein dephosphorylation. The coding region runs from base 932 to 2062 and encodes 376 amino acids.
AAACUGCGUAUUUUUAGCUAAAAUUAGCUAUGUAGCCAAGUAGCUAGCUAGCUAAUGCGUAACAUUUAACGAUAAAAACGAAACAGAUGAUGUAUUUACGUUUCGUAUUGUUUUUAGUAUUCACCCACUUUAUGCUUACGUAUUUAUUUAGAGCCCGAAUAAGCACAAUUAUGUAGGGGUACGUAAUAGGAUUUACCCUGCUAAUGUCAACUAGCAUGAAGCUAAAGUUAGCUUCGGUAUUCAGGGGUAUUAAAACAUCUCAGAUCGAGUUUAAUAUGAAAGUGAAAAGGCAGACGGGUUGUAAACACUUUCACACUCCCAGUAGGUUUUGCUUUAUUUUUUAAAAUGAUGGUAACUGACGUUGAUAAAAACGAUGGUUUCACAACGUUAAAAACAUGCUAAUGUUUUGCCAGUAAAUGCUUCAUAAGUUUGUCGUUACUGUUGUUUUUGACUGUCUAAUGAAUUGUGACGCGUUAAGUUCAGUAUUUUCUUCCUGAAUAACAACAGUUGGAUGUCUAAUUUUAAUUUAGAGACCUAAAUGUUUUGAUCAGGAUUGUAAUUGAUGCUCUCUUUUUUAUGGACCAUUGAUUUCAUGUUAUGUUUUUUUUCCACUAGUGUUUAGAGUGCAUCCCGGGUUUAAUUUAAAUCAAUAAAAAUAAAUUAAUAUUGUAGAGUUAUAUUUAUUUUAAUACAUAUUAUGGAAGAUGAUUCAAGUGUCUUUACCUUUAUCACCUUGAAAUUAACCAGAUCCUAUCAGUUAUUGGGAUUCCACCACAUUUAGUGUUUUUCUCCUUCACCAAGGGAUUUUAUUCUUAGGUUAUUAGUCUGUUUAGGUGAUUGUUGAUUUUAAAUGUAAUCCAAGAGAAACGGAACACAAGCAAACUAUCUGCCUGAAAGCUGCUCCUUCCUCUGUGAGUGUGUCUUCAGGGUGAUGUCAGCUUCCUGCCUUGUGCGCCUGGCGAGGUGCAGUGCUCUGUUCCAGAAGGCUUUUGAUCCGAUGCCCUUUAAGCUCACUAGCCACAAAACAGAUUACCCGUUCCUGUGCAGACAACUCUAUGGACCUUCUGGGAAGCGAUACAGCAACACACGCUUUGAUCCAGACAGCAGUGGCCGCCUAACAACUUGGGAUUCCUUUGGCAUUUGGGAUGAUCGUAUCGAUGAGCCCAUCAUGCUCCCCCCCAGCAUUCGUUAUGGCAAACUUAUUCCCAAAGUAAGCUUAUCUAAAGUAGGUAGUGCUUCCCUCAUUGGUCAGCGCAAGGAGAAUGAGGAUCGGUUCCAGGUCUCCCAAAUGACUGAGAACAUCCUGUAUUUUGCUGUGUUCGAUGGGCAUGGCGGCGCAGAAGCAGCAGACUUCUGUGAAAAAUACAUGGAGAAAUUUAUCAAAGGCAUUGUGGCUGAGGAAGAUAAUCUGGAAUUAGUUUUAACCAAGGCAUUCCUUGAAGUUGAUAAAGCUUUUGCAAGGCACUUGCAUUUCUGUCCAAAUGGACCAGGAAUCAAUGCAGGAACCACGGCCACCGUGGCCCUGCUGAGGGACGGCAUCGAGCUGGUGGUCGCCAGCGUUGGGGACAGUCGCGCCAUGUUGUGCCGUAAGGGCAAAGCUCUUAAACUCACUGAUGACCACACCCCUGAAAGAAAGGAUGAGAAGGAAAGGAUAAAGAAAAGUGGGGGGUUCAUCACCUGGAAUAGUCUGGGACAGCCGAAUGUGAAUGGCAGACUGGCGAUGACUCGCAGCAUCGGAGACUUUGAUCUGAAAAAGACGGGAGUCAUUGCUGAGCCAGAGACCAAAAGAGUAACGCUGCAUCAUGUCCACGACUCCUUUCUGGCUCUGACCACAGACGGCAUUAACUUCAUCAUGAACAGCCAGGAGAUCUGCAACGUCAUCAACCAGUGUCACGACCCCAAAGAGGCAGCUCAGAGAAUAUCCGACCAGGCUCUUCAUUACGGCACUGAGGACAACAGCACCAUCAUCGUGGUGCCGUUUGGUGCCUGGGGAAAACACAAGAGUUCAGACGUCAGUUUCUCCUUCAGCAGGAGCUUCGUGUCCAGUGGCCGCUGGGCGUAGUCUGCAACCACCUGGAUUCAAGAGAUGCUUUCUGCAAGCUUGAUCGACGUGCAAUAUAAGCUGAACCCAGACAAUGAUACCUUAUAGGUUUGACAUGUUGUUUAGAGCAGCUUGAUGUGCAGCUUCUGUGAAGAACGGGGCUGUGGAUUCAUGAUGUAACUAGAUAAUUUCCCUUGUUAUAUAAGGUUUUAUACGACUUGUAAUGCUGCAAUGUUGUGGUGCUGAAAACAGAGAAACCUUUGAAUGGCAGGCUGAAAGACUGAAUGACAUGAAAGCUUGGCCAUUGAGAAAUACCAAAUUAAAUGUUAAUGAAACAACCUUAAACAGGCUUCUUCUACAUUUAACCUUUGGUGCACAUCUCAAAUAUACUCCAAUAUACUCCGUUCUUCAUUAAAUCCUAGGUUGAAUUUGGCUGAUUCAAAUUUUCUUUUUCAGUGAGUAAAAAAUAUUAAAAACAAAAUACAUUUAAAAAGAAAAACAAUUUCACAGGCUCUUCGAAGAAGCUUGAAAGCUUUAGAUCAGAC